Messenger RNA from Botrytis byssoidea, 1545 nucleotides. RefSeq lists its product as uncharacterized. The record is from RefSeq and is a predicted model, not a curated record. Gene Ontology annotation, cellular component: U4/U6 x U5 tri-snRNP complex. The coding region runs from base 1 to 1545 and encodes 514 amino acids. Gene Ontology annotation, molecular function: U4 snRNA binding; protein binding; U6 snRNA binding. The transcript is spliced from 2 exons. Lineage: Eukaryota; Fungi; Ascomycota; Leotiomycetes; Helotiales; Sclerotiniaceae. Gene Ontology annotation, biological process: mRNA splicing, via spliceosome.
AUGCAUCCUUCUAGACAAGCUUACGUGGAGGAGGCCAAAGAAGAUACAGGUAUAGAUCUUGCAGAUGUACCUCUCGACCGCGACUAUGAUAUGCCAUCCGCAACCGCUGGCAUUGCUCCCGAACGUGCCAGCGCAAUUCUUUCUCAAUUCGAUCGCAAACGUCGCGCAGCCGCUAUAGCGGUCCCCACCGAUGAUGGACGCGUGCGCGCACGACUUAGAGAAAUGGGUGAGCCUAUCACAUUGUUUGGAGAAGGGCCAGGUGAUAGGAGAGAUCGAUUACGACAGUUGUUGACGAUCGAGAGUGAGAUGAAGGCGGAAGAAGAUGGAGCGGAUGAAGAUGGUGAUGUGGAAAUGGGGGAGGCAGGUAAAGAUGAGGAAGCUGAAGAGGAAUUCUAUACUAGAGGCACGAAGGAAUUGCUAGAUGCGAGGAUAGAUAUUGCGAAGUUUUCAUUGCCGAGGGCUAAGAAGAGGAUGGAGAUCCAGAAGAUCGAGAAGGACAUUCCAUUGAGGACUCAUAUUAAGUUCAGACAUGGCGUGAAGGAGAGACUCAAGGAUUUCGAGCUUCAGGGAAGUCAAAUGGCGGCCGAGAGACCAGUCAGUAUUGUGAGAAUUUCGCCAAAUGGAGAAUUGGUCGCAGCUGGCAAUUGGGGAGGUGGAAUCAAGCUACUUGGAAUACCGGAUCUGGAAAUUAAAAAGUCACUAAGGGGCCAUACAGAUAGGGUGGGUGGAAUUUCCUGGGCACCAGGUGCCACGAUAGAAGGAUCAAAUGUUUCCCUCGGAAGCGUUAACCUUGCAUCAGGAGGAGCAGAAGGAAAAGUCCAUUUAUGGAAUCUGGAGCAAGAUACACCUGUUUCAACACUCGCGGGACACAAUCAGAGAGUUUGCCGAGUGGAAUUUCACCCAUCGGGGAAAUAUGUCGCAUCCGCAUCCGAGGAUACGACAUGGAGACUUUGGGACGUCGAAACCACUACGGAACUUUUACUUCAAGAGGGACAUUCAAGAGGUGUUUUCUGUCUCAGUUUCAACGGCGAUGGAUCACUUUUAGCAAGUGCAGGAAUGGACAGUAUUGGACGUAUCUGGGAUCUCAGAACAGGCCGUACAGUCAUGAUCUUAGAUGGACAUAUCAAACCCAUCUAUGCGCUCGACUGGUCUACCGAUGGUCACCGUGUUCUGUCUGGAUCUGGCGACGGUUGGGUCAAAUGCUGGGAUGUGAGGAAAGUUGCAAGUACUGGUGCCGUGGGUGCACAUCGUAGUGUGGUUUCUGAUUUGAGAUGGUUCAAAGGGAUGGAUGCAGAAUCAUUGCCCGAGAAAGAUGAAAAAGGCGUAGGGAAACCGAGAAAAGCGGGAACAUUCUUUGUUUCCAGUGGUUUUGAUAAGGACGUCAAAAUCUUUUCGGCGGAUGACUGGGCCCUGGUACAGAGUUUGAGCGGACAUACAGGGAAUGUGCAUAGUUGUGACGUAGGUGCAGAUGGAAAAUGGAUCGUCAGCGGAGGAUAUGAUAGAACGGUGAAGUUAUGGGGAAGAAAUAACGGAGAGGGUGUUUAA